This is a messenger RNA of Pipistrellus nathusii (Nathusius's pipistrelle), 1377 nucleotides long. The record is from the annotation of a GenBank genome assembly. Lineage: Eukaryota; Metazoa; Chordata; Mammalia; Chiroptera; Vespertilionidae.
AUGCCUCACAACUCCAUCCGAUCCGGCCACGGAGGGCUGAACCAGCUGGGAGGGGCCUUCGUGAACGGCAGACCCCUGCCCGAAGUGGUGCGUCAGCGCAUAGUGGACCUGGCCCAUCAGGGCGUGAGGCCCUGUGACAUCUCCCGCCAGCUUCGUGUCAGCCAUGGCUGUGUCAGCAAGAUUCUUGGCAGGUACUACGAGACUGGCAGCAUCCGGCCUGGGGUGAUAGGUGGCUCCAAGCCCAAGGUGGCUACUCCCAAGGUGGUGGAGAAAAUCGGGGACUACAAGCGACAGAACCCCACCAUGUUCGCCUGGGAGAUCCGAGACCGGCUCCUGGCUGAGGGCGUCUGUGACAACGACACUGUGCCCAGUGUCAGCUCCAUCAACAGAAUCAUCCGGACCAAAGUGCAGCAACCAUUCAACCUCCCCAUGGACAGCUGCGUGGCCACCAAGUCCCUGAGCCCAGGACACACGCUGAUCCCCAGCUCAGCCGUGACACCCCCGGAGUCACCCCAGUCUGACUCUCUGGGCUCCACUUACUCCAUCAAUGGGCUGCUGGGGAUCGCCCAGCCUGGCAGCGAGAGCAAGAGGAAGAUGGAUGACAGUGACCAAGACAGCUGCCGGCUGAGCAUCGACUCCCAGAGCAGCAGCAGCGGGCCUCGCAAGCACCUCCGCACGGACGCCUUCAGCCAGCACCACCUCGAGCCCCUUGAGUGCCCCUUCGAGCGGCAGCACUACCCGGAGGCCUACGCCUCCCCCGGCCACACCAAAGGCGAGCAGGGCCUCUACCCGCUGCCCCUGCUCAACAGCGCCCUGGACGACGGAAAGGCCACCUUGACCCCUUCCAACACACCCUUGGGGCGCAACCUCUCGACUCAUCAGACCUACCCUGUGGUGACAGCAGAUCCUCACUCACCCUUCGCCAUAAAGCAGGAAAGCCCCGAGGUGUCCAGUUCUAGCUCCACCCCUUCCUCUUUAUCUAGCUCGGCCUUUUUGGACCUGCAGCAAGUCGGCUCUGGGGUCCCCGCGGGAGCCUCGGUCCCGCCCUUCAAUGCCUUUCCCCACGCUGCCUCAGUGUACGGGCAGCUCGCGGGCCAGGUCCUCCUCUCAGGGCGAGAGAUGGUGGGGCCCACGCUUCCUGGAUACCCACCCCACAUCCCCACCAGUGGACAGGGCAGCUAUGCCUCCUCUGCCAUCGCAGGCAUGGUUGCAGGAAGUGAAUACUCUAGCAAUGCCUACGGCCACACCCCCUACUCCUCCUACAGCGAGGCCUGGCGCUUCCCCAACUCCAGCUUGCUGAGUUCUCCAUAUUAUUACAGUUCCACAUCGAGGCCGAGCGCGCCGCCCACCACCGCCACGGCCUUUGACCACCUGUAG